AUGAAAUCUGCGGCUCGUCGUGCCAUCAGGCGACUCAUUAUUCCCAGCGUUGUUGUGGCUGGUGGAGGAGCCUUGGUAUACAGCUACAGGCCUCGAAAUAUUCCCGGCUGCUCUUCUGCUGCGGUCCCUCCCCCUACUUACGGCCCAGAUGGAUCCUUUACCAUGCCACAAUUCCCAAACAUCAAGUCACGACUGGAACAAAUCGCUGACUUGCGCGACAGUGCUGAUCCGACUGCCGGAAACGAAUAUGACAUGCUGAUUAUUGGGGGAGGAGCUACAGGUGCCGGCGUAGCGCUUGAUGCUGCAACCCGCGGCUUGAGAGUGGCGCUUGUCGAACGAGAUGAUUUCAGCAGCGGCACCAGUAGCAAGAGUACCAAACUUGUGCAUGGAGGUGUCCGCUAUCUGGAAAAGGCAGUGUGGAAUCUGGACUACAGCCAGUAUCAGCUUGUUAGGGAAGCACUCAAAGAGAGGAAAUAUUUCCUCCGGACCGCUCCGCACCUGAGUAUGUGGCUACCUAUUAUGUUGCCUCUUGAUAAGUGGUGGAAGGCGCCCUACUAUUGGGCAGGCACCAAACUUUACGAUUUCCUGGCUGGCAGCGAAGGAAUCGAAAGCUCCUACUUCCUGACUCGGAGCAAAGCUCUCGAGGCAUUCCCCAUGCUGAAGCAGACGAAUUUGGUCGGGGCACUAGUCUACUACGAUGGUGCACACAACGACUCCCGGAUGAACGUUUCAAUUGCCUUGACUGCAGCUCUUUAUGGUGCAACAGUGGCCAACCAUGCUGAGGUCACAAGCCUCAUAAAAGAUGGACGUGGACGUCUUUGCGGAGCCAAAAUAAAGGAUCUUGUCGCCGCUCGAGAAAGCGGACAGGUGGGGGAGAUUACGGUACGAGCCAAAUGCAUAGUCAAUUGUACCGGUCCUUUCACCGACUCAAUAAGAAAGAUGGACGAUCAGGAGUGCAAGGAAAUUGUUGCGCCUUCAUCUGGCGUACAUGUGAUUCUUCCCGGUUACUACAGCCCUGGGAAAAUGGGACUACUUGAUCCUUCAACAUCUGAUGGCCGUGUCAUCUUCUUUCUUCCCUGGCAAGGAAACACGAUUGCAGGUACCACGGAUUCACCAUCUCCAAUUUUGUUCACUCCGCUACCGGAUGAGGAAUCUAUCCAGUGGAUACUGAAAGAAAUCAGCCAGUAUUUGUCUCCGGAGAUUAAUGUGCGUCGAGGGGAUGUGUUGGCGGCUUGGUCUGGAAUCCGGCCGUUGGUCAAGGAUCCCAAGGCCAAGAACACCGAGUCUCUGGUACGCAACCAUCUUGUCGACAUAGCCCCCUCCGGUCUCUUGACUUGUGCUGGGGGAAAGUGGACUACUUAUCGCCAAAUGGCAGAGGACUGCGUCGAUGCUGCCAUUACAGAAUUUCAACUUAGCCCUCGUCCUGUUACCAACCCACCACGUGUCGGUGGUGCCGACGUGAUUGACCAUAGUACCACUUUGGAUGGGUCCUGUCAGACUCAUAAUGUUCGCUUAAUAGGUUCCCAUGGUUUUAGCAAAACGCUUUUCAUACCAAUUAUUCAGCAUUUCGGUGUUGAGACGGAAGUAGCCAAGCACUUGACGGAAAGCUAUGGUGACCGGGCCUGGACCGUUGCAGGACUCUGCAGGCUGACUGGCCAGAGAUUUCCGGCUCGAGGAGAGCGUAUAUCACGCUUGUAUCCAUUUGUUGACGGCGAGGUUCGUUAUGCAGUAAGGCAUGAGUUUGCUCAGACUGCAGUUGACGUUUUGGCACGUCGAACUCGGCUUGCAUUUUUGAAUGCCCAGGCGGCUCUGGAGGCGUUGCCUGGCGUAAUUGACAUCAUGACCGAGGAACUUGGUUGGGAUCAUCAACGCCAAGAUCGCGAAUGGACUGAAAGUAAGCAUGUCCCCCCCACUGUCCCUGCUUCAGAUGCCCUUGGCGGCACUGCAGUCCCCUAA
Metarhizium album ARSEF 1941 is the source of this 1956-nucleotide messenger RNA. Its product is annotated as glycerol-3-phosphate dehydrogenase. Gene Ontology annotation, cellular component: mitochondrion; glycerol-3-phosphate dehydrogenase (FAD) complex. The transcript has a single exon. Gene Ontology annotation, biological process: glycerol-3-phosphate metabolic process. Gene Ontology annotation, molecular function: glycerol-3-phosphate dehydrogenase (quinone) activity. Lineage: Eukaryota; Fungi; Ascomycota; Sordariomycetes; Hypocreales; Clavicipitaceae. Bases 1 to 1956 code for a protein of 651 amino acids. The record is from RefSeq and is a predicted model, not a curated record.